AUGUCUGACUAUGUGCGUCCGUUAGCAAUGAUUUUGCUGCCAAAUCUGGGAGGAUUUGUGGGCGGUUUCAUCACCAGGAGAAAUAUCAAGACUUGGUAUGAGGGUUUGAAGCUGCCAUCUUGGCGUCCGCCUAAUAAAGUAUUUCCCAUCGCGUGGACGGCUCUGUACAGCAGCAUGGGAUUUGCCUCGUAUCUUGUCUGGAGAGAUGGUGAGGGCUUUGGGGGUGAUGCUGCCACACCUCUUGCCUGGUACACUGCCCAGCUGGCUCUUAACUGGGCUUGGACUCCACUCUUUUUUGGACUUCACAGUCCUAAAUGGGCAUUUGUAAACAUUGUGUUUAUGUGGGGAGCAAUAGUCGGCACCAUUUAUACGUUCCACGGAGUAAAUGAGACAGCAGCCUAUUUGUUGCUGCCAUAUCUUGGAUGGGUUUCUUUUGCUUCGGCUCUUAACUAUAGGAUAUGGAGAGACAACCCAAGCAUAAAGGAAGAGUAA
This is a messenger RNA of Candidula unifasciata, 492 nucleotides long. NCBI's taxonomy places the organism in Eukaryota, Metazoa, Mollusca, Gastropoda, Stylommatophora, Geomitridae. The record is from the annotation of a GenBank genome assembly.